CUCCCUCUUCUGCACCUCGUCCCGCACGCCUACUCAACGAGACUCGAACGUCGCGUGCCCCACGGCAUGUUCCCCAAUGCAUAUGCCGAGGCGUAGAACAAGACCGAGAGGGUUAAUACGCACAAAGACUGCCCAACCAGGUCGCUCACGGCCGGUGUCGGCUCGGCCACACCACAGUCGUCUGGAUAGAACAUCGCAUCACGCUGAGUUCCUCUUUCUCCCUCUCCAUCUCAUCUCAGUCUCUCUCUUCUCCCUCUAUCUUCCUCUAUUCGGCCUUGCUUGGCAUUACAGCCAGAAUGAUAACCAGGACCACCAACCCUGACAUCCCACACCUCCGCCGUACCGGCGACACCACCCAACUCAUCGUCGAUGGCCAGCCUUUCCUUAUCCUCGGCGGCGAGCUGCAGAACUCUUCUUUCUCUUCUUCACAUUUCAUGGAAGAUGUCUACCCUAAGCUAGCAGCCGCCAAUCUUAAUACUGUCCUCGGCUCUGUAAGUUGGGAGCAGACUGAACCCGAGGAAGGGCGGUUUGACUUCGCAGAGCUCGACCGGAAUAUCCUUGCUGCUCGCAACAACGGCUUGAAGCUGGUGUUGUUGUGGUUUGGAAGUUUCAAGAAUGGAAAAUCAACAUACGUCCCAUCAUGGGUCAAGAUCAACCCACGCCGCUUCCCACGUGUGCAAACGCACCGCAAAGACGGCACCCUUGAGACCAUCGAAGUCCUAUCAAUCUUCGACACGGCAGCGCAAAAAGCCGACGCAAAGGCCUUCGCAACACUAAUGAAGCACCUCCGCGAAGUAGACGAAGCACAUUCAACCGUCAUCAUGGUGCAAGUGGAGAACGAAAUCGGGAUCCUAGGCGAUUCACGAGACCGCAGCCAUGCAGCAGAAGUACGCUACAAAUCGCCCAUCCCCGAAGAGCUGCUCCGCAUCUUGCUCAGCGACAAAUCGAACUUCACUGGCCCCUUCCGCCGGAACUUCGGCCAGCUGGACGCAGACGCUGUCCCCGCCGAUGCGAGCUGGUACGAUCUCCCCGCUGAUCGGCAGCGUAUCGAUGAGCUGUUCAUGGCGUACCACUACAGCCUGUACGUCGAGCAGGUAGCGUCGGCCGGCAAGCGCGCCUACCCGCUCCCACUCUACACGAACGUCUGGCAGAACUAUGGAGGGGAGGACAACGACCCGAGCGUGCCGACCGUCGUCGGCGGGGGCGGAACCCCAGGCGACUACCCCUCAGGUGGCGGCGUGGAAGAAGUGCUCGACAUCUGGCAACUCUUCACGCCUUCACUCGACUUCAUCGCGCCGGACAUCUACCUCAACGACUAUUCCAAGACCUGCGCAAAAUACACCCACCGCGGCCAGCCGCUGUUCAUCCCGGAGCAGAGACGGGACGAGUACGGUGCGCGCCGCAUCUGGCAUGCCUUUGGUUCACACAACUGCAUCGGCACCGCGCCGUUCGGAAUCGACUCUCUCGACCUCGACGAGAAUCCAUUCAAAGCACACUACGGCCUCCUAGCAGAUGCAGCGCCACAUAUCCUGCACGCACAAGCAACGCCCUCAUCAAGCGCAGGCUUCUUCUUCGACGACCUCCCUCCAACCGGACCCGCCACCUCUCCCCCAUUCACUCUAACCUUCGGCCCCUGGUCUCUAAAAAUCGAACGCUCCUUCGUCUUCGGCCAUCCCUCUCCCGGCUCCGGAAUGAUAAUCCAGCAAACACAAAACACCUUCCUCCUCCUAGGCUGGGGUUUCCAAGUGACUUUCACCUCCACCAAUCCCGCAGCAUACUUCACCGGCAUCCUGCGCUUCGAAGAAAAGCAAGUAGUCGAUCGGGCGACAGGGGCGAUGCGCACUGUGCGGCUGCUGAACGGGGAUGAGACGCAGAGUGGGCGGUUCGCGAUUAUGCCGAGUGCGAAGCCGGAUUAUGGCGGGUUCCCGAUUUGCGUGACGGUGCCGGCGCGGACGGGCAUGGCGGUUUGUGAGCCUUAUGCGCUUGUGAGGAAGUAGGAGAUAAUUGACUCGUAGAUCAUUAACAUUAAAAU
Molecule: messenger RNA, 2032 nt
Organism: Neohortaea acidophila
Lineage: Eukaryota; Fungi; Ascomycota; Dothideomycetes; Mycosphaerellales; Teratosphaeriaceae
Product: beta-galactosidase
Exons: 2
Coding region: 297-1997 (566 amino acids)
Biological process (GO): carbohydrate metabolic process
Cellular component (GO): cell wall; vacuole; beta-galactosidase complex
Molecular function (GO): beta-galactosidase activity
Source: RefSeq, a predicted model, not a curated record